AUGAUGCAACAGAUUUCAACACAUGACCAUCAUCUUUGUGCACGGCAACACAAGUGCCUGUUGGCGGGUAACAAGACGGAUCUUGAACGUUAUCGGCAAGGCUUUCUAAAACCAAGGUUUAGGCAGGUAAGCGAAUCCGAUGGUGAAAAGUUAGCGAAAAGAUUUGGUAUGAUGUUUGGAGAAGUGUCAGCUGUAGAUGAAUGGGAACGAGUUGCGUCAAUUAUUAGGCGUCCGGUUACAGCACUUUUGAAUGGUAUAGCUGAAAGACAUAGUCCAUCCCCACGUCUCUAUUCUUCGGAUUCUGAAAUUGCUUCUUCUGUUAGUAAAAGUGUUUUGUCAACGAAAAGCGCUGGUCGCUGCAGUACCAUACGUCUUCCAAAAAGCCCUAAAGGAGCUGAGAUGGUCAAAAUGCCGUCGUCGAAGAAAAGUGGUCACAAAUUACUGAAACUUUUUCAUAAUUAA
Thelazia callipaeda (thelaziosis nematode) is the source of this 462-nucleotide messenger RNA. Lineage: Eukaryota; Metazoa; Nematoda; Chromadorea; Rhabditida; Thelaziidae. The record is from the annotation of a GenBank genome assembly.